Messenger RNA from Bipolaris victoriae FI3, 1176 nucleotides. RefSeq lists its product as hypothetical. The coding region runs from base 1 to 1176 and encodes 391 amino acids. Lineage: Eukaryota; Fungi; Ascomycota; Dothideomycetes; Pleosporales; Pleosporaceae. The record is from RefSeq and is a predicted model, not a curated record. The transcript has a single exon.
AUGCCGACACAUACGCCCUCACCGCACCGAUUCCUAGCUCCAAAUCCGCAUUCAGCCCAAAAGUCGACUAGACCACAUUCGAGCCUACGUAAUGCUACUGCAGUUCCUCCAUCCGCUUCUGCAAGGACACCUACGCCUGCAGGAUCAACAGAAUUGCAGUUCAAAAGGCUGACGCCUGCGAAGCGCUUUGUCGUUGCACCGCUACAAAAGAACCCUACUGCGGAGACUGCAAAGGUCAGCGAAGCAGACGUCAAGCCAAAUGAUGAUGCACAGUUACAGCACACGCCGCUACCAAGACCACGCAGAAAGCUCGAACGAGUGGAAAGCAUAGAGGAGCCAUCACAAUCAAGCCAACAAGAUGCCAAUCAACAUGUCCAUGCAUCUGGCGUCAUAUCCUCCGUCCAAGACCAGGAUAUGCUGUCCGACGAACUCAAGCAAUAUGAACAAAACGAGGAGGAUGACGAAAUGCUCUUUGAACCAGCGACGCGAACCAAACGGCGCCGCAGGUCGUCACCCACUUCUCCGUCCUUGCAGCCACUAGAGCCCUCAACAAUGCACCGUUUUAAGGUAGCACCGCCCCGCACCCCUGCACCGUUCCCAAGCAUUGCGUCCGUCGCGGCCAAACCUUCAGCACCUUCAAGUCGUCCUCAUUUCAUUCUCCCUGAAUCACCAAAUUCUCCCCCCAAGGCUUCCAGACCCCCACCGGAAAUCUUCUCCCCAUCCCGCAAGCAUGCAAAGUACGUUCCUGGCGGUCUUGCCUCCACAGUUUCCGUCUGGGUUAUCGAGACGGCGAAUACAGGGUUUGCAGCGCAGGAAAGGAUCGGUGGAGUUUUGGGACGCGACAAGGACGACGGUGUCAGGGUGCGGGUGAAGAUAAGUUGCUUAUCCAGAGGCGCAGCGAGUGAACAUGACAUGCAGGAACUAGAAUGCCAUGCUGGUGGUGUUGUGUUUGCGAGGGGCCAAACAGAGCCAGGCAUAUAUGAUUCCUCGGCAGUAUCCAGUAUAUCUGGCCAAGAUACCAACACGAACAUUCUCCUUGCUGGUCAGGGCAGUGUGAGAGGCUCUGGAGGUGUUAAAGUCAAUACUGGAAGCAUGAUUGGUGUACGAGCACCCACGUGGGAGAUUGAUGUUGGCCACGAGAAGUGUUUGGUCGCUGUUGAUUGGGUGGUGCUGUAA